Messenger RNA from Centruroides sculpturatus (bark scorpion), 671 nucleotides. RefSeq lists its product as uncharacterized. Lineage: Eukaryota; Metazoa; Arthropoda; Arachnida; Scorpiones; Buthidae. The transcript is spliced from 3 exons. The record is from RefSeq and is a predicted model, not a curated record. Bases 151 to 534 code for a protein of 127 amino acids.
UUGGAUCCUGAUUGCAUUUGUCUUGAAAUCAGCAUACGUCGGCACUUUGCCAUCGUUCAUGAUUAAUCCUGGAACCGAAGUUAUUCCUCGGACAUUUCAAGAAUUGAUUCACUCAGUGAAAGCGGGGCGAUACAACAUCACUUCACAUGGAUGGAUGAAUGUCGUUAUUUUAAUGGAUGUGUUAAAAAUGCAUUAUUCAAGACAACAAUAAUUAAAAACGAUAUGAUCGAAAUCUUUGAUCAAAAUGUCAAAAAGUAUAAAGAGUCGGGUCGUAAACCAAUUAAAAAAGUACUUAGGGGAACUCACGCCGUGCUAGCAUCAAGAGAGAAAAUUGAAGAGAGCACAAACAAAAGGGAAAAAGAAAAAAUCUUCAUUUCAGAAGACAUACUUUUUACGAAAUUCGAGUACAUUCAAAUAAAUUUAGUCAAAGUGAAUUAUGCUGUCGAAAUUGCUAAAACGGUAAAUCUCAUUGCACAAAGUGGAAUACCUGAGAAAAUUCGUAGUGACAUGCAAAAUAAAAAAACAAAGAAGUGACCUUUUCUACAAUGAUGAUGCAAUUCAUACUAAUGAAGGAAAACCUCUGGAAAUAGAUGAUAUUAUCAGUCUACUCUAUUUAUUAGUUAUAGGAUAUUUGCUCUCUUCUGUGGUAUUUAUUUCAGAAAUUCUAGUAA